Molecule: messenger RNA, 1092 nt
Organism: Exophiala xenobiotica
Lineage: Eukaryota; Fungi; Ascomycota; Eurotiomycetes; Chaetothyriales; Herpotrichiellaceae
Exons: 4
Coding region: 279-1001 (240 amino acids)
Source: RefSeq, a predicted model, not a curated record
CUAGAUAGUAAUCACAUUGCCGAGACUUAGACACCUCUAUCCGGGCAUAUCGUAUAUCGCCUGGAGCUUUUCGGUCCCUUCAUUGAUGUCCACAGUCAAUUUCGUCUUCUUUCUCCGACAUCGCGUGCCCAGCAACAAAGCGACUUGAAUAACGUGGGGCGUUACAAAGGGUAUCGACAUCACUUAUAACGUACUUGACAAUCGGAUACGACAAAGGAGUGUAUCUAGGGCAGUAAGACUUCGGAAGGUUCUAUAAAAUACCGGCAGAUCCAUUAGAUAUGGGCUCAGGAGAUCAGAAAGCCGCGUGUUUGACGCUGCUGCAUCCGAAUUCAGCGCAGGCAAAGGACAAGGUUCUGCACACGUUGGUCUCCAAAGCCUCGUUCUUUCGACUUGCCGAAGCCGAAUGCCUCACUUACACAUACUUCACACCAGCAACUCGCAAGGGAGCCAACCUGGGUAUGGUGCCUUCCUCCGAGAAAGACACCAUGAUCGGCGUGAUGCAGAUCUUCACGAGCCCCAAGGCUGUCGCCGAAGCAGAGCAAUACUUCAAGCUGUCGGAAGUUGCCGCCAACGCUGAAGACCGGACCAAGUGGUAUCCCAGUGCCGGGUUUGUGGCAAGGAAGGGAGAGGAGGAGGCACCCAAGGCCAAGAUAGUCAUGCUCGCCAAGUUCAUCUGCAAGGAAGGCCAGGGCAUGAGGGAGAAGUUGGUUGACGUUCUUGGCAAAUUCUGUGACUGGGUCGAAGAGAACGAGCCCACGACUCUGACAUACUGCGUUAUGACGCGUCCCGAGGCACCCAAUGAAGUACUCAUGUUCGAGCGAUACAAGGACCUCCCGGCUCUCGGCGUACACGGGAAGUCGAAACAGUUCAAGGAUAUGUUUAAAGCAACAGGGCCCUUCGUGCAGGGCAGGAAGACGAUCUUGAGCGAGUGGGAGGAACUAGAUGGGUCGUUCGUGUCGAAUCGGCCUGGCGGUGCGGGUGUGCCUAAGGCCAAGCUCUGAAAUUGACCGAGUCGGCUAUUUAAGGAUGUACGUACCUGUGGACAUUUUCAAUCUGGCCAUGUUCUCGAAAGUGACAGCGCUGCGUUCCGAG